This is a messenger RNA of Fonticula alba, 1390 nucleotides long. RefSeq lists its product as hypothetical. The coding region runs from base 112 to 1221 and encodes 369 amino acids. The record is from RefSeq and is a predicted model, not a curated record. The transcript has 5 exons. NCBI's taxonomy places the organism in Eukaryota, Rotosphaerida, Fonticulaceae.
UCCCCCCACAUCAUAGGCUUCCCUCUCCCUCUUUCUCUGAGUGCCAGCCAUCCCUUCCGCCUUCCUCCCUUGGUCUCCAUCGUCUCCUGACCACGCUCUUUGGCCGCCGAGAUGUCGAGCUCCUCCUCGGCCCCCGCGAUGAUGCGCGUCCCCCAGUCAUCCUACGUCCCGUAUCCGAUGUCCGGAUACGAGAUGGUCGAUGUGCCGGACACCUUUUCCUCGGAGGUUGGCCUGUCACAACUCAUCUCGCAUGGGCUUUACUCGUCCUUCGCUACGGUGGCUGCGUCGCCGCUGAACGUCAGCUCCAUUGUCAUGAAGGCCCAGUAUCAGUCGCCCGGAUUUUUCAUUCCUCCCACUCCCACACGGCCGGCUCCCGGCCGGGCCGGCCCUCAGCCUGACACGUCGGUCACCAGCCCGGUCAAUUACCCCCAGCUGGAUGGGCUGAUGCGGGCUCUGGUGGCCCUGGUCGAUGACAGUGGCGUCCUUUCCCUGUGGAAGGCCCUCGUUCCACAAACUCUCAUGGCCCUCUUCCACAGCCUGACCCAGUCGUCGGCCGAGUCCAUCCUCAACGAGGUUUUCCUCCUGGAUGACCAUGUGCCCAUUGAGUCGAUGGACCACUUCCUGCCCAACCUCGGGACCCUUUUUGCGUCCCAUGCCCUGACCAACCUCCUCAGCGCGCCAGCCAACACCGUCCUCACCCGCAUGGUUCUCGAGCGCCCCUCGCCCAAGGCGAAGUACACCUCUUUUUGGGGAUCGCUCUUCACGAUCUUCCGCGAGGAGGGCAUCGGCGGCCUGUUCGCCGGGUGGAUGCCCUUCGUCCUGGAGCGCACCAUUCCGGUCACCCUGCGGACACUGAGCUCCAUCUUCUUUGACCGGUAUCUCCGGCUGACCGAUGCGUCCAUCAUCACCUCGAUGCUGGCCGAGGCGGUGGUCAACCUGACUGAGCUUGCCAUCACUUCGCCCCUGAGCACGGCGGCUGUUCGCCUGCAGGCGCAGCAGGUGUUCAAGCGCAGCCGGCAGCUCUCUCGGCCCUAUGUGCCACUGGUGGCCAUCUCGCCGGUCCCCUACAAGUCUUGGGUUGACUGCAUUGUGCGCAUUCCCCGCGAGGAGGGCAUCCGCUCGCUGUACCGCGGCAUCGAGAGCCGCUUCUUCUCGAACAUCGUUCACACCUCCAUGAUGUAUGUCAGCGAGCUGGAAAUCGAUGAGAUCAGCGAGAUCUGAUCCCUUUCUCCCUCCUCUCCUGUCGCUAUCUCUGUCGCUCCCUUGUUCCCUGGCUGGUUGACGUGGUGCACAGUCCCCCCUUUUCUUUUUUUUUUUGCAUGCCCCACUCUCAGCAGGAUGGUGCUCCCCUUCUCUCGGCACUUUCAUCAAUAGAUUCUCCCCCUCCUUC